Linum tenue is the source of this 306-nucleotide messenger RNA. Lineage: Eukaryota; Viridiplantae; Streptophyta; Magnoliopsida; Malpighiales; Linaceae. The record is from the annotation of a GenBank genome assembly.
CCAAAUAAAAUAAAAAUUCAUCCACCAUACAAGAUAAAUACUACUACCAUUAUCACUCCUCAUCAGGCUCUACAUCUACAUAAGUCUCAUCAUUCUCAUCGGAAUUGUUGUCGACAUAGUCUUCUUCCACUUGUCCUGCAGGUGCACUUCCACUCCGAGCUUGAAAAGCUACAUAUACUUGAAAAGCUACAUAUAGACGGUGCAGAAGUAGGAGCAGGAUCGGAAGACGGUGCAGGAGCAGGAAUGCUGGUACUCUUAGAGCGUCCUCCACGUUUAGGACGAGAAGCCGAUGGUGCCUCACUUCCC